GCUACCAUCCAAUCCAAUCCACUCCCCCUCCUCUCCUCGCUCCUGUCCUGUGAAGGAAGUCACGGGGCACUAGAGGCCAGGCCACUGCGGUUACCAGCGCCGAGCGAGGCCGGCGGCAGCAAUGGCGUCGCCAAUAAUGCUCUCACCGUUCCUCCAUCAGCUUGUCCUCCUCCUCGUCGCCGCGUCGGGAACGGUGGUGGCCGCGCGCCACCACCACUCCUCCCCGGCGGAGUCGAGGACCGGGCAGAGCAUGUACCUGGCGCCGAGCUGCCGUGCGCACACGGCGUCGCUGGCCGACUUCGGCGGCGUGGGCGACGGGACGACGUCGAACACGGCGGCGUUCCGGUCGGCGGUGGACCACCUGUCGCAGUACUCUGGCGAGGGCGGCGGCGGCGCGAUGCUGUACGUUCCGGCGGGGAAGUGGCUGACGGGGCCCUUCAACCUGACGAGCCACUUCACGCUCUUCCUGCACAGCGACGCCGUCAUCCUGGGAUCCCAGAACAUCAGCGAGUGGCCGGUGAUUGCCCCCCUGCCUUCGUACGGGAGAGGGAGGGACAAGAUUGGGGGGCGGUACGCGAGCCUCAUCGGCGGAUCCAACCUCACCGACGUCGUCAUCACCGGGAACAACGGGACGAUCGAUGGGCAGGGCGCGAUGUGGUGGUCCAAGUUCCACCAGAACAAGCUCAAGUACACCCGUGGUUACCUGGUGGAGCUGAUGUGGUCCGACACCAUCUUCAUCUCGAACGUGACGCUGGUGAACUCGCCGGCGUGGAACAUCCACCCGGUGUACAGCAGCAACAUCGUGGUGCAGGGCGUGACGAUCCUUGCCCCGACGCGUUCCCCCAACACGGACGGCAUCAACCCGGACUCGUGCUCCCACGUCCGCAUCGAGGACUGCUACGUCGUCUCCGGCGACGACUGCGUGGCCAUCAAGAGCGGGUGGGACGAGUACGGCAUCGCCUACGGCAUGCCCAGCGAGCACAUCGUGGUGCGCCGGCUCACCUGCGUGUCCCCGACGAGCGCCGUCAUCGCGCUCGGCAGCGAGAUGUCCGGAGGGAUACGGGACGUGCGCGCCGAGGACAUCACGGCGAUCAACUCCGAGUCCGGCGUGCGCAUCAAGACCGCCGUCGGCCGAGGGAACUACGUGAGGGACGUGUUCGUGCGGGGGAUGAAGCUGGACGGCAUGAAGUACGUGUUCUGGAUGACGGGCAACUACAAGUCCCACCCGGACGACGGCUUCGACCCCAACGCGAUCCCCGUGGUGGAGAACAUCAGCUACCAGGACGUGGUGGCGACGGGGGUGUACAAGUCGGCGGCGAGGCUCGAGGGCAUCGACGGCGCGCCGUUCCGGGGAAUCUGCCUCGCCAACGUCACGGCGGAGUUUGACAAGUCGAGGAAGUAUCCCUGGACGUGCACCGACGUGGAGGGCGUGUCGUCGGCGGACGUGAGCCCGGCGCCGUGCGAGGCGCUGCAGGGGAAGCACGACGGCGCCUGCCCGUUCCCGACGGACACGCUGCCCAUCGACCAGGUCACCGUGCAGCAGUGCGCCUACGACGUCCCCAACCCCAAAGGGGGAAACUAAAACUAGCUGCUGUGCUUCACAAGGUAGCAGAAGCAGAGACUACUGCAAACAAUAAGGAGGAUGGAUGGCCAUGGCGUGCUUAAUUACCAGUUUGGAUGUGAGUCUGUGUCAGUUUUCUUACUUGGAUCGCACCAACUAUGCAAGCUGUUGGAUGCAGUCAUCAGCAGAGCUUGCAUGUCUGAUGAAUUCAGAAUGUUGUGAAACCUGACGAAUCCAAUCUGCCUAUGCAUAACACAUAAACAUGA
Setaria italica (foxtail millet) is the source of this 1827-nucleotide messenger RNA. RefSeq names its product probable polygalacturonase. Gene Ontology annotation, biological process: carbohydrate metabolic process. The record is from RefSeq and is a predicted model, not a curated record. The coding region runs from base 122 to 1582 and encodes 486 amino acids. Lineage: Eukaryota; Viridiplantae; Streptophyta; Magnoliopsida; Poales; Poaceae. The transcript has 3 exons. Gene Ontology annotation, molecular function: polygalacturonase activity.